Bradysia coprophila is the source of this 1573-nucleotide messenger RNA. Its product is annotated as transmembrane protease serine 9-like. Gene Ontology annotation, molecular function: serine-type endopeptidase activity. The record is from RefSeq and is a predicted model, not a curated record. Lineage: Eukaryota; Metazoa; Arthropoda; Insecta; Diptera; Sciaridae. Gene Ontology annotation, biological process: proteolysis.
CAACCCGAUGGAAACGAAUCAAUUGUUAGUCUCGUUGGGAAGAUUUAAUUUAGGUGUGAAUGAGUCACCUAAUAAAAGCUAAAUGCAUCAUGAGACAAAUCAUAUUCAGGUCGAUGCAAUCUUUCUACAUCCAAAAUACCGCCUAAGAAGCUUAGUCAACGACAUUGCACUUGUUCGACUAUCGACUAAGGCAAAAUUCAACAAUUACGUGCAACCAAUUUGCGUAUGGCUGACGAACGAAACGGAUUUGUCUAAUGUUGUUGGCAAAUAUGGAAUGGUAAUUGGCUGGGGACUAACAGAAAUGGGUAAUAGAUCAGAUAUACUCCAACAAGCGUCCAUGCCCGUGGUGCCUUUUCACACUUGCCUUGAGAGUAAUCGUAAUGCCUUUAGAGAUUACCUAUCAGACACAACUUUUUGUGCUGGCAGCAGAAAUGGCACUAGUGUUUGUUUCGGUGACAGUGGUGGCUCUAUGUUUUUUGAGAGAAAUGAUGUCUAUUUCAUUCGAGGAAUUGUCUCGGCGACUCCUACUAAAAUUUACGAAACAAAUAAGAAAGAGUGCGAUUCGAUGCAGUAUGCCUUGUUUACUGAUGUUUCCCAAUAUGUAUCUUGGAUUGAAAACGUGACCAAGUGCGAGAUGGGACCCCGAUGUGUAUCGAAACUCGAAAACAAGUUAGUUCGUGUCACAAAAUACGAAAUUAGAGUCGCCCCAGUUCAGAGUUCUAAACUUCCAAUCGAUUCAAUUCGAAAGAAGAGACAAAUUUCUGCGGGCAUUGAACCCGUUAUGGCAAAUUCAGAUCCACAGACGCACCAUUGGCCUUGGCAUGCUGCUAUUUAUGAACUCAACGAAUCUGUUGCUAGUUAUCGGUGUGGAGGAACUGUGAUCAGUGCGAGUUCAAUUCUUACAGCAGGUCAUUGCGUGUCUUCUUUUAAUGUACCGAUGGACACGGAGCGACUUUCAGUUUCUUUGGGAAAAUUAAAUUUGGAUGUCAAUGAGAGUACUGCGCAGAACUUUGACGUAGCCGAAAUCACAAUGCAUCCACAAUUUAGCUCAAUUGAUUUGAACAACGACAUAGCAAUUCUUCGACUUUCUACUCACGCUACAUUCACCAAUUACGUGCAACCAAUCUGCUUGUGGCCAUCAAACAAGAAGAAAUUGUCGAACGUUGCUGGUAAAGCGGGAAUGGUAAUUGGUUGGGGACUCACAGAAAUGGGUGUACGAUCGAACGUACUUCGACAAGCGUUCGUACCUGUCGAAGUAGAUUCGCGUAAAUGUCUGCCAACGAAUCGCGGUCUACUCAGUCUGUACAUGUGGGAGGCAAAUUAUUGUGCUGGCAGCAGAAACGGUACGGGUGUUUGUUUCGGUGACAGUGGCGGAUCAAUGACCUUCGUGGAAAAUGGAGUGGCCUACAUUCGUGGAAUAGUCUCGGUGAUACCAGGCAAACCGAAUAAAACCGCUGUAACUGCAACAAUUUGCGACUCUUACCACUAUGCACUUUUCACUGAUGUUGCACUAUAUUUGUCUUGGAUAGAACGUGCGACCAUUGAGAGUCAAAAGAAUGUUCAGUGCAUGUGA